UUACGCGUGAGGUCAGCGCGAACAGGAUGCCCACGCGUUUCUUUCGUCUUCUGAAGUUUGCAAGGCCUUGGCCCCACAACCACUCCAGCGUUGAAACGUGAAAGUCAUACUAUAUAUAUAAUCCCACACACAAGCGAGUUACCAACGACAGAGACUCGGAAACGGAUAGCUCAAAGCAGCAGACGCGCAUGGUUCCGGUAACCGGAGCGCCCCUUGAAUCUUGUCACCGAGGGGAGGAGGCUUGACGACAUAUUGGCAAAAAACGGCCUGAAGAUCGCCCCCGAAAUUUCAGUGUUCACAGAGUCCAUCCACAGUCCGGCGACUGCAUAGCGUUGGAGUGGUGUGUGGUGUGCCUGCUACACACGUUGGCCGAGCACAAUGUCGGACGUUCCCAUCGAACGAGCGAUUCCUACCCUCAGAGUAAGCACCGCCGGCAGCGCAGCAAGCUCCAUUCGUGGAGGCGCAUAUACCCCAAGGCGAAGCGACAGCAGCACCCCAGAUCCAUUGCUUUCCGCCUUGAGCUCUGCAGGUGGCUCUCGCUCUGAUUUGUACGAUGACUACACCAUGACGCCCGGGUCCAUGACCCCGCGUUCGAAAGAGCGAUAUGAUCUGAAACGCGCGAAUCUUAUUCGCGAGCUUAACGAGCACGAUCAGAAGAUGGAACACACGUCGCUGGAUUGGAAGUUGCGGAAGGAGAUAUAUUUGAAGAGGCUGAAGAAGGAGGAUGCCCUUUUCGAAAAGAUACGCGCUAGACGGGUCAAGAUCGAACGGGACACGGUGCGGCGGGAGCAGCAGGAUCUUGAACGGAGGGAGAAGGAGGUGCAUUCUGCACGCAAUUCUCGAGCAGCAUCAAGAAUAGGGUCCACUCAACCUUCUAGAUCUGGAUCGAUUCAUGAGCAACCAGGUAUCCUAUCACCAUCGCCGCUAUCAGCCGCACCGCUAACUGCAGGAGUCCAGCGAUCACUUGCUGGUCUGCAGAGGCAUUCGAGGCCCUACCUCGGCGGUGGAAGUUCGAGUCCUCUUUCCCAGUAUGGAAGCAGGACUUUCUUUCACGAGACUGGAAUCAAAGAAUCCGAGCAAGCAGCGGAGGACUUGCGGUCUUUCCAGGACGAGCGGCGAAUGCGGAAAUUGGCGCGUCAGAAAGCGGAGGAGGAGGUGAAACGGAGGCAAGCUGCCAUCGCUGAACAACUUGCGAAAGAGAUUGAGGAGGAGUUUGCUGGAGACCACGCGGAGGACGAUGUGCAACCUUCGAUUGAGGCACCUCACAGAUCGGUAUUACCGAAAGACAACUGGAUGGAGGAAUCCCGUCCAUUGGCAGGCAAGGACAAUCCAACGAAGCUGUCACAGGAACUUCGAGGGAGAGGCUUCCAACCUCAACCGCCUCCGUCGACAGCCCCACGAGAAAGGUCACCGCGGAAGAAAGACAUCCGUGAGCUCGACUCCGAAUGUAGAAACUUGUGCAUGGAGACGGAAAGUUCGGAAACUGAGCUGUCCGCCGGGCAGGCACCGCCAACGCCUUCUCUUCCGCCUACAAACACAGCAGAAGCAUCACAUCCAGAAACUCGAACAGAGUCAGUGCAAGCUGAUAUCUCUCAUAACCUUCAAAAACCACAUCAAGCUGCGAGUGCAUAUCCUGAUGAGGUUUCGCAGCCCAUAAGGAAUGAUCGGGAAACAUAUCCAACCAGGGAGGAAAGUUCCACAUCGUCUCUCAGGUCCUCAAUGGUCGAAAUCCCGCCCGAUGCAGUGAAAGCAGCGGAUGUAUCCCCAUCAAUGAUCUUUGGAAGCACGGAAGAAGUACCUGCACACCUGGAGUCAUCACCUCCAGCAUCGGAUGCACCGCACUCAAUCCUUCCAGAGGAGACGUCACACCUGUCAGACGGAGUACCUCCACUCGAUGCAGACGUAACUGCACUGGAUGCGUCCCCGCUGGGGCUAGAUAAAUUCCCGAGCUUGGAGGUGUUGAGCUCAGUUGGGGCGAUGGAGAUGCCACCACUGAGAACAGGCACGGUACCUGGUCUUACUGCUUUGGAAGCACAUUGGGAAGCGGUGGACUCGGCUCGUACGGAGCGUGAUGAGGGUGCAUCUGCUCGUGAGGGGUUAACGGACAUCUCUCAAACGGAAGGAAGAUCGUCCGAUGAUCAUGUUGACUUUGCGUUGGAUGCUGCCGUUGAGUCUGAACCCCAAAUGAAAGAUACAGACGAUCAGAAGUCACGACCCACGGACCGUGGGGAUAUGACUGAUGCAAGCCGCCGCGAAAGUAUCCCUUCUUCAGAAAGGGUCCCUAAGCCCAUUGAAGGAGUUGCACUGGGGUACCACAGCAGCUCUGAGAUGGAAGUCGAGACAGAUGGCCCUAUGCAAACGGCAGAGACCUUUGCGGAAUCUGAACUCCAGAAAGCAGGGCCUAGUAAUGAACAAGAUGCAUCGGCAAACCCCAUCCAGCCCACAUCUCCCACAGAAGACCGCGAAAAUGCCACUUCUGAGGGAAUCAUCCCCUCCGAGCCAAUCGUGGAGACUGCAAGUCAUGAGCCGCAGGAGCACGCAGGCGAAGAGCUUGCAGAUCGUAGCCCAGAGACUCAGACGGACGAGUUUUCUCAAUCGCCAGGGACGGAGGACUCGAAAACAGUUGAAAGUGAGGCACCCACACCAGCUCUCCCUCCUGCAGAAAGCACAACGAAGACGUCCGUUGCACAUUCUAUCGAAAGAAAUGCUCCAAGACUUACGGUACGUUUGCGGGUCAAAGUACCAAACCGACCGCCCUCGGCAAACCAUCUCAAAAAGCGGGGCACCGAGAAGGGGUCGAUGCCAGGUCAGGUAGGGCAUGUAGAUGUACAACCCAUCCCGCAGAAUGAUACACCCACCACUGCCAUGAGUUUCACAACGCCUCGAUACGAUAUGGGGAAAGAGGACGCAGACGAGCGGACACAUCCCGCUCUCACGGCUGGCGCCAACAACGUCCCACAGAUCGCAGUGAACACUCCGGCCCCGCCAAGCCCUGUUCGGAGCUCAAGUAGGGAAGCGUCUUCACCUAUUUCGCAAAGUGCGACGACUGCGACCUCAGCGACUGCCCCGGAAAUACCGGAACGGAAUAUCAGUAACAACAGCGCGUGGGGUAUUGCAAGCGCAUCGUCUGUGCAGCUCAAGAGGGUAUCGACCCUCCCAGAGACUAUCUCUGCACCCACAUUGUAUCUCGUUAAAGGAAAGCGGAAAAUCUACGUCACGCGUCUUCCGACUGUACGAGCCGACGCGCUGAACCACGGAGACGUGUUCAUUCUGGUUAUGCCGAGGCUGCAGCAAGCCACCAUCGGAGGCGUCCAGGGGACGAUAUACAUGUGGAAAGGCAAAGAUAGCGGAAAGGUCAAGCGGGCGAAAGCCAAGGAGGUGGCGCUGAAGCUGCUGGACAAAGACUGGAUCCGAAAAGCCGAGCUGGUCGAUCUAGAUGAGAACAGCGAUGGCGCGCAGUGGACAGCAUUCUGGGAGGCUUUGGGGUGUGCGAAUGGCGUGGCGCCUGUUGGCAUUUUGGACGCGAAAGAAGGCGGUGAUGACGCAGAACAUGAGAGGUCGAUCGAUGAGCGGACACAUCUAUUUGGAUGGAAUGAGAAUGGCAGCGCGCUGGAAGAGAUACCCGUCAGCAAGCCGCUGUCGUUCAAAUCGAUACAGAGUGGGCAUUGCCACGUGUUGGAUUGCUUCAACGACAUCUACGUGUGGAUUGGCCGAGGAAGCAGAGACGAAGAUGCAUGCAAGAUGCAAGCGUAUGCCCAGUCAUUGACAAAUCAGGCUGGUCGUCCGGCAGACGUCAAGGUCUUCACAGAACGCGAGGCGGUCGAGCGGACGCUGUUCCGCGAGCGCUUCAUCGACUGGCCAGAGAAGGACGUCAGUCUAGAGGUCCGCAAGCAGACGAAUGUGGUCGCCAAGGACAAGUCACGCUACGUGUACGACCGUGGCGGGACGGACGUGAAGAAAAAAGACUCGAUAGAUGUUCUGAGGAUGCUGCUCCCACCGCCACCGCCAGCGAACGAGAAAACACCGCUGGAAGAUGAUCCGGGAGGUCCUGCGAAAGCGCAGUUCGAUCGCGGGCGCCUUGAAAUGAAGGUCUGGGUGGCGAAAAUUGACGACCCUGCACAGAAUGAGUUGCUUUCAUCAGCGGAAGAAGGCGUGUUCUUCUCGGACGAGAGUUACCUCUUGCUGUAUCGGCACAAGACGGGUCGUGAAGGUAACGAGAAGGAAGCUGCGAUUGCGUAUUACUGGAUCGGGAGCGGAUGCAGAAGUACCGAUCAAGGCGCCGUGGCUUAUAUGGCGACCGAUCUCGAGAAGAAAUACAACGCGAAGCUCAUCAGAGCUCCCGAAGGCCAAGAACCUGAGCACCUUCUGUCGAUAUUCCCCACCAUGGUAGUUCGACGCGGGAUACGUUCCGCUGGACACUUAUGGGGCGAGCGCAGCCUUUUCCAUAUUCGAGGUGUCAGCAAGAAGAUCAUAAGAGUGGCGGAGAACGUAUGGGCACCAUCGUCACUCAACUCAGCGGACAGUUUCGUCAUUUUGAGCAAAGACAAGAUUUUCGUAUGGCAUGGGUUGGGCAGCUUCAGUUUCACGAAAGAGUACGCUCGCAAGGUCGCCGAACGCAUCCAAGUCUCACUCCACCUGAAACCCAGCGCCAUAUCGGAAACCCAGGAAGGACAGGAGAACAAAAGCCUCAACAAGGUCCUUCCCGGCGCCGACGCGGCCGUUAAGCAAUCAUCACCAGCGUAUCUCCGCACCGUCAAGUCUUCCUUGGAAGGCAUAUACACUACCCGACUCUUCCGCAUCUCGCAUCUCGUACACGGAAACCCAACCGCCGAGGAAUUUGACCCGUACGUGCCCACCGACCUGCAACAAACGGGACUCUUCAUCAUCGACGCGUUCUUUGAAGUCUUCCUAUGGAUCGGCGCAGAAGCCCGCACCAACUUCCGCGACGUCAAACUUGCAUUAGAGACGGCGCUGGAAUACGCAGAGGUAGCGGGGCAACGGCAGCCGCAGCGGGCGCUCACGGCCGAGAAGGUGUGGGUUGUCGGGCCCGGGUCGGAGCCGGCAGGGUUCAAGGCCGCGUUCUGCGCAUUUGAUGCGUAUAUGGAGGAUGAGGGCCAGCAAGACACAUCUGCCGCUGCCGCGCAGACAAAGGGCGGGUUCUUGAACAAGCUGCGGAGGAAGAAUAAGACCAACGAACUGUGGAAGCGGCCUGCGUCGCCUGAGAAGGGCAAUUCCCCUACAGCGGACGGCGGCGCCGCAACAACGACCGUAGAGUCAGCCUCAGCGUUGUUGCAGCGGUUCAACACCGCGACAUACUCGAUGGAGGUGCUGAAGCAAAAAGACCACCUCCCGUUCGGGGUGGACCCGAUGCGGGUGGAGACGUAUCUGUCGACGCAGGACUUUGUGAAGCAUUUCAAUAUUGAUCGGGACACAUUUAGCUCAUAUCCGGCGUGGAAGCAGACGGACCUUAAGAAGAAAGCAGGGUUGUUCUGAACCACUUGGGACUCUGAUGCGGUCAUUUAGGGGUGUUUCUUGUAUAAUGAUUUUUUUUUGGACGGUUUUGGCACAUAUUCUAAUACAUGUGGCAGCUAAAAGGCCAUAAUAUGAUUGAUAUUGUGGUUGCGGACUAUCUACGAACAA
Messenger RNA from Fimicolochytrium jonesii, 5640 nucleotides. RefSeq lists its product as uncharacterized. NCBI's taxonomy places the organism in Eukaryota, Fungi, Chytridiomycota, Chytridiomycetes, Spizellomycetales, Powellomycetaceae. The transcript has a single exon. Gene Ontology annotation, biological process: actin filament severing; barbed-end actin filament capping; cytoskeleton organization. The coding region runs from base 379 to 5493 and encodes 1704 amino acids. Gene Ontology annotation, molecular function: phosphatidylinositol-4,5-bisphosphate binding; actin filament binding. The record is from RefSeq and is a predicted model, not a curated record.